AUGAAAACCGAAACCCCAAAUUCCUCGUCCUCCUCCUCCGUCGCAAAAUUCAAAAUCAGCAACAAGAAAUCCAAGAACAAGAAGAUCGAUCGCGUCGAGACGAGUCUCAAGGAAUCCAGCCGCGACCUUUCUCUCUUCAAGUUCAAGUCCAAUGCGGUGGUUGCACUUGUUCUCUUCAUCGUUUUUGGGCUCCUCAACUCCUUGUUUGACGGCAAGGUUCUGGCCAAAUUACCGUUCAAGCCCUUCGGGAUUGUCAUGAAGAUGAGCGAUAGAGGAUUACACGGCGACGAUGUCACCGAUUGUUCGAUGCCAUUUUUGUUUCAAGGGGAGGGGAACGGCGUCGUCGUUCCACCUUAUGUUUUUUGA
Molecule: messenger RNA, 366 nt
Organism: Quercus robur (English oak)
Lineage: Eukaryota; Viridiplantae; Streptophyta; Magnoliopsida; Fagales; Fagaceae
Exons: 1
Coding region: 1-366 (121 amino acids)
Biological process (GO): endoplasmic reticulum calcium ion homeostasis
Cellular component (GO): endoplasmic reticulum membrane; cytoplasm
Molecular function (GO): calcium channel activity
Source: RefSeq, a predicted model, not a curated record